Molecule: messenger RNA, 2205 nt
Organism: Setaria italica (foxtail millet)
Lineage: Eukaryota; Viridiplantae; Streptophyta; Magnoliopsida; Poales; Poaceae
Product: CBL-interacting protein kinase 19
Exons: 2
Coding region: 171-1727 (518 amino acids)
Biological process (GO): protein phosphorylation; signal transduction
Molecular function (GO): protein kinase activity; ATP binding
Source: RefSeq, a predicted model, not a curated record
CAGCCAGGUUCCAGGGCCAUAAGAACGCGACAGACUCUGGCCUGUGGGAAGAGAGAGAAGGGGGAGCAGCUGCCCGGAAUUUGUUUUCGCAGGGAGCGUUAAGCUGCCUGCCGCCGCUGCCGGCCGCACCACCUAAUCGCCGUUGGACCUGCUUUCCCCACCACCGCCCGAUGGCGGCCGCCACGCCGCCGCUGCAGGCGGAGGCGUCGCCGUCGCCGUCGCUGCAGGCGGGGCGCCCGGCCCCGUCCGCCGCCGCCGCGGCCAAGCGAGGACCGGCCGGCGCCGGGGGCCUGCUGAUGGGGAAGUACGAGCUGGGGCGCCUCCUGGGGCACGGCACCUUCGCGAAGGUGUACCUCGCGCGGCACGUCGGGUCGGGGGAGAGCGUUGCCAUCAAGGUGCUCGACAAGGAGAAGGCCGUGAAGAGCGGGCUCGUCUCGCACAUCAAGCGCGAGAUAGCCGUGCUCCGCCGCGUGCGCCACCCGAACAUCGUGCACCUGUUCGAGGUCAUGGCCACCAAGACGAAGAUCUACUUCGUCAUGGAGCUCGUCCGCGGCGGCGAGCUCUUCUCCCGCGUCUCCAAGGGCCGCCUCAGGGAGGACACCGCCCGCCGCUACUUCCAGCAGCUCGUCUCCGCCGUCGCGUUCUGCCACGCCCGCGGCGUCUUCCACCGGGACCUCAAGCCCGAGAACCUCCUCGUCGGCGAGGACGGCAACCUCAAGGUAUCGGACUUUGGGCUCUCCGCCGUCGCCGACCAGUUCCGCCCCGACGGCCUGCUCCACACCUUCUGCGGCACGCCGGCCUAUGUGGCCCCCGAAGUCCUCGGCCGCCGCGGGUACGACGGCGCCAAGGCGGACGUGUGGUCCUGCGGCGUCAUCCUCUUUGUGCUCAUGGCCGGCUAUCUCCCUUUCCAUGACAAGAACCUCAUGGCCAUGUACAAGAAGAUUUACAAGGGCGAGUUCCGAUGCGCGAGGUGGUUCUCCAAAGACCUUACCAGCUUGCUGAUGCGCAUUCUUGACACCAAUCCGAACACUCGGAUCACUUUGCCUGAGAUCAUGGAGUCCCGCUGGUUCAAGAAAGGAUUCAAGCCAGUCAAGUUCUAUAUCGAGGAUGAUAAACUGCACAGCGUGAUAGAUGAUGAGGAUGGCCUGUUGGACAUGGGGCCUGCUGAUCCUGUUCCUCAUUCACUGCCAUCUCCACCACGACCUCUACCUCCACAAAAGGUUGAUGGAGAUGAUUCAGGGUCGGAAUCGGACUCAUCGAUCUCAUCCUGCCCUGCUUCUGUGUUAUCUGAUGAGAGCCAGAGGUCCCGUGGGUCACUCCCACGCCCAGCAAGCCUUAAUGCAUUUGAUAUCAUAUCAUUCUCAAGGGGAUUCAACUUAUCAGGGUUAUUUGAGGAGAAAGGGGACGAGGUGAGGUUCGUCUCGGCUGAGCCCAUGUCGGAUAUCCUAAUGAAAUUGGAGGAAAUUGCAAAAUUGAAGAGUUUCAAGUUGCGGAGGAAGGACUGGCGGAUAUGCCUGGAGGGUACUAGGGAGGGAGUUAAGGGGCCACUAACAAUUGGUGCGGAGAUAUUUGAACUCACACCGCCCCUUGUAAUGGUGGAGGUGAAAAAGAAGGCGGGGGAUAAUGAGGAGUAUGAGGACUUUUGCAACAAGGAAUUGAAGCCAGGGAUGCAGCACCUUGUCCACCAUAUGGUUCGAACUCCAAGUAUGCCUACUGAUGCCAAGUAGGUCAAAAGGUUUUCAAGGUAACAACGGCACUUCAGUUGGAGCUAAUGGCUAGCGGAGGGGACAUUCGGAACGGCAUGAGGCUAGAGAUAGAGUUGAGCGCAGCUGACCCGAAGAGAUCCUGUAGUUUGGACAGAAAAAAAAAGGUUGACCAUUUUCCCGCUGCUGUAGUUCGGCCGCCGUUGACGAGCUCCUCAUCUCAUGACUGAAUAAGUCUGCUCCUCCGCGAUGGAGGGAGUGGGGAGAUUGUGGCUGUACUGUACAUAUUCCGGAUGGUUGGUUGGUACUUGGUACGAUGGUACCUGAGAAUAGGUUGUUGAAUGUACUAUCGCAGGUUGGUGUACACCUGCUGUGGGUUUAGGGGUGUUUGGAUCAUUGAGCUAAAGUCUAGUCAAUGUGAUAUCGAAUUUUCGGAGGUUAAUUAGGAGGAUUAAACAUAAGUUAAUUAUAAAAUUAAUUACACGGAUGUUCAUGAUUGGCA